Molecule: messenger RNA, 1143 nt
Organism: Naumovozyma castellii
Lineage: Eukaryota; Fungi; Ascomycota; Saccharomycetes; Saccharomycetales; Saccharomycetaceae
Gene: RAI1
Product: decapping nuclease
Exons: 1
Coding region: 1-1143 (380 amino acids)
Source: RefSeq, a predicted model, not a curated record
AUGGCUAUCACGGCAAAUCUAUUUGUGAACCAGAAGGGUACGACCACUUCGUUGAAGCAACCUAAAGAAAUUUCUUACUAUUCUAGAACACAGGAAGACGAGUUCUUAGUAGGUGAUGAUUCCAGGUUGAGUUACUAUUAUUUGCCAAAUGCUGAUUUGGAUAAAAAACUAGAUCUUUCUAGUGGGAUUAAAAAAUUUAAAGAUUGUUCGAAAAAUAUGAAGGAUAGAUGUACGUUAAAUGGGCUACUAGAUACUAUUAUGGAACAUGAAAAAUGUAAGAAUAAGAAAAUAAAAGCAGACAUUAUCACAUUUAGAGGUAUCAUAAGGAAAUUAAUAUCGUCAGCAUUUGAAACAGCUAACUUUAACCCCAUUAAUCUAAGGAUUGUCUCAUUUGACGGACAACUAUUUAUCAAAGAUAUGGCUGAUUUAAAUGAUAAAAAGGUACUAAACGCAAAGGAAAAUGAUCACAUAGAUUUAGGAUCAUAUUCUGGCUAUAAAUUUGAAACUUUGGCAACCCUGUCGCAGCCAGUUCCUUAUGUUUCUAGAGCAACCUUGGACAAAAGAUCGAAGAAGAUAUGUAAUAAUGGUGAUGAAUACGUGACAGUGGUCAAAACAGGUGUUGGUAGUGCGAAACUGGUCCUUGGUGCUGAAAUUGAUUGCGUUUUCGAUUUUAAAGAAGAUGGGAAGGAUAAUUUAAAGCAUUAUGCAGAAUUGAAAUGCACCACGCAAGUAAUAACGGCCGCUGAUGCACAUAAAUUUGAGAGAAAGAUAUUUAGAACUUGGUUACAAUGUUUUUUAGUAGGCAUUCCAAGAAUUAUUUAUGGAUUUAGGGACGAAAAUUAUGUCCUGAAAACAAUUGAAGAAUAUUCCACUGAUGAGAUUCCCAUACUUCUAAAGAACAAUAACACCAAAAUGAAUUCUAUGUGUUUAGAUGCAAUCAAGUGGUAUGGUUUGUUUACAGAAUGGUUAUUGAAAAUUAUACCAAGAGACCAACCGAAAGAGAUAAGACCAUAUAAAUUAGUCCUUGAAAAUAAUCACCUAAAACUUUCAGAAAUUGAAAGCACUGAUGAGGAAUAUGACAGCCUUGUCAAUGGAGAAAGUGUUUUAUCUAAAGAAUUUCAAGAAUGGAGAUUGUCAUUAUAG